Molecule: messenger RNA, 1392 nt
Organism: Magallana angulata
Lineage: Eukaryota; Metazoa; Mollusca; Bivalvia; Ostreida; Ostreidae
Product: lysophosphatidic acid receptor 6-like
Exons: 2
Coding region: 144-1235 (363 amino acids)
Biological process (GO): G protein-coupled receptor signaling pathway
Cellular component (GO): plasma membrane
Molecular function (GO): G protein-coupled receptor activity
Source: RefSeq, a predicted model, not a curated record
CAUUUAAUGAUCAAGGAUGAAGUCAUCUGGGGUAUAAAUCUCCCUACCCACCGUCAGGAGAAUCAAGUCGCGGGGAAGCCUGGAUCAUUGCAGGGACCCAAGACGUUAUAGAUAGCGGAAGGCCAUACUGCAUUGAUGAAAUAAUGGCAUACGCAAAUAUUACCCAAGGUAACGAGUGGCAAAACUCAUCAACAUUUGCCACCAACAGAUCUGUGUCUACUUCCGGUUCACAGAGCAAAGACCCCAGCGUGAUCGACUACAUUAAUUACAUUUUUCUGCCAACUACGGUAUCCAUUGGAGUGGCGGGAAAUCUUAUUACGAUUGUCAUCAUGAAGUCUCGCUUUUUCUCUCUCAAACCCUCGUCAUAUUUAUUGAUAUGUCUAGCCGUAUCGGACAUUGUUCUACUUUUGACACAACCUUUCAAUAAAGCUUUUUUCAUCAAAAUAGUCGGGCAAGAUGUCAGAGCCCUUCAUGACGUCACCUGCAAAAUCUACUUCAUUAUCAGACGCUCUUCGAAAAUGACGUCAUCGUGGUUUGUAGUCGGUCUUUGCAUCGAACGAUUUAUAGCAGUAUGGUUUCCACUGAAAGCGAAGUUGGUUGUUUCGAAGCGAGCACUACUUAUUGGAAUUCUUGCAGUGUAUCUGAUCAUUUUCGGUUUCACUGGGGCCUGGAGUUAUGCUUCUAAAGUUGUAUCGGGGAAAUGCCAACCUGACGCCUAUGACCGGAACAACGCUGCCGCUAGAGAGCGCUUCGGUGCUAUGUUGAGGGCAGGGUCCAGUUUGUAUUCUAUCAUACCAAUGGUAAUUCUGUUGACCUUUACUCCCCUCAUCAUCUUUAAACUGGUCCACCACAACCAGAAGAGGUUAUUUAUGACGGGGUCCAACUCUAACAAAGUUAAGGAUGACGGUCGCGUCACUGCUAUGCUUAUUGGUGUUGUCAUUGCUUACAUCAUUUUCGUUUUGCCAAUCACGGUUCUUCACAACGCCGCGUACGAAUUACAAAUCAGCGCAUUCGCGAGUAAUAACGAAGCUUUUAAUCUCUACAAAGAAAUAUCCCAGCUAUUAGAGCAACUGAACUACUCUCUAAAUUUUUUUCUGUAUGUAAUGACGUCAUAUCGUUUCAGAAGUAUCCUUUGGGAAUUCAUCACUUGUGGACAACACCGUCUCCAAAAAUCGUCGUUACGCACAACCAACAGAUCGAAAUCAUCUUCAAGUACACGUAAAUCGAAUCCAUAACGCCCUUCUCUCAAAAAGAUUUUACGCAGCUAUGGGCAAUCAUUUUCUCACAAUUUAUCGUCUGCCAUGAUGUAUAUAGUUAUACAUACAUGUAUAUAUGAAUAUCGUUUAUAUUGUAAAAAUGUUCUUAUGAAAUAAACACGUCUGCAAACUACAA